AUGGACACCAUCAAAAUAAAGAAGCCAUCGCGCCCUCCUCCUCGAUUGCGGACCAAGACUGGAUGCUAUAAGUGUCGGGAACGACGAAAGAAGUGCGAUGAGAGAAGGCCAAUCUGUACGGCAUGUGAGAGACUCCAGAUUGAAUGCGUAUAUCGGUCACCAGCGAACCAUUCGAAUGCGUCGCCGGAGACUUCGCAGGCGUCGCAGCGUACACGGACGCCAGACAGCCUGAUCGACUCUCUACCAACCAUAUCGCCUCGAAAUACGUCGUUGUGGCUUCGCCCUGCGGGUUUGAGGACAGAACAAGACUGGAAUAUAUUCCAGUAUUGCUCGACGAGAUAUAUUCAACUCCUGACCUCACCCGAUGCCACCUCUGAAUUUCGAGAUGUUUCGUUCGUAUUUGCUAUUGGCUUUGACGAACCGUGGGUGAUGCAUGCCGCUCUCGCUCCAGCCGCGCUCCACGCUUCGUGUGCUGCUCUCAUUCCCAAGGAAGAUGCCAUGAUCUAUACUCAAAGCGCGAUCCAGGGACUUCGACAGGCUAUUCAGGCUCCGACGCGCCGGCAUACUUCCCGGGAACCCUUCCUCGCUGCUACCCUCUUUCUCGGCGUAUUCGAGGACUUCUAUUCUUCCCACGCUAGCCAGAGCUUAACUCACUACUGUGCCAUGGCCCAGGUCCUAGAAGAACAAGCUGUGAUUGUCCCACGAUUUGAAAUUUCCCAGCUUCCGGUUUUCUGGCGAACGCUACUCGAUUCGGUUCUUUAUCACUUCUCCACCAGGCUGAUAUUCGAGCAGGACAUUGAUGCUAUCUGCAAUUCGUUCCCUUGCCAGACUGUGGCCAAGUACAUUGACGCACUCGAAGGCGAAAGCAAAGGCUCAGGACGGAACUCUUCGAUAUUACCAGUUCUUGGGAGGACCCCUCCCGGUCUCUUCCUUCAAAUCUACCAAAUAACAUGGCUGAGCAGACAGCUUCCGUUCAACUACGGACAUAACUACGCCUUGGCUUUACAGUGCUGGACGGAGUUGGACCACUUUCAGGAAACAUGCACUGCCAUUGGAUCCGAGGAUGUCGAACCGACUGAAAUCAGUGGCAGCAUGGGGACAAGCAAUUCUGAGAUUGCGGCUAAGCUCUACUUCCUGGCAACGCGGAUAUUCAUUGCCAAAGUCCUCAAUCCAGAAGGAGUCUGCAAUACUUCUCCGCAUAUAUACACCCUGUUUGCGAAGGGAGUCGAAUUGCUGAAGUUAUAUGAUGGCAGCGCACCCUGUGGACAGUUUAUCUGCUGGCCAAUACUCAUCUUGGGCUGCACAGCGUGUCCGGUGACCAACCUGGAAGCAGCAAUUGACUACCCCCACGACACCCCAAGCGAGCGGCUUCGCUGGGAAAUGCGGGUUCUGAUUCAGAAUCAACUUUUGGAUAUUUGGAAGGUGUCUUACUCUGGCUAUGUGAGACGUACAGCAGGUGCUCUUGAGCGAAUAUGGAAUCUACCUGAUAUUCUGAUCAAAGCUCCCGAUGAUGGAUAUUCGUCAAGUUCUGGGGUAGAGUACGAUGGUCUCAAUGCUUUAAUUUACAAAAAAGGGUUAGGAACAGCAUUGUUAUCGUCGGGAAGCGCCUAG
This is a messenger RNA of Rhinocladiella mackenziei CBS 650.93, 1611 nucleotides long. RefSeq lists its product as uncharacterized. NCBI's taxonomy places the organism in Eukaryota, Fungi, Ascomycota, Eurotiomycetes, Chaetothyriales, Herpotrichiellaceae. Gene Ontology annotation, biological process: positive regulation of transcription by RNA polymerase II. Gene Ontology annotation, molecular function: transcription cis-regulatory region binding; zinc ion binding; DNA-binding transcription factor activity, RNA polymerase II-specific. The record is from RefSeq and is a predicted model, not a curated record. The coding region runs from base 1 to 1611 and encodes 536 amino acids. The transcript has 2 exons. Gene Ontology annotation, cellular component: nucleus.